GGGUCAGCCCUUGGGCCGGAGCGGGGAGCUGCAGCGGGCGUCGUGCGGCUGUGGGUGCUUCCCGGCCGGAGAAGGGGGGCUCCGGCACGGUUUUAGGUGCUUUCCCAACACGGCUGUGCUUGGCAGAGGUGAGAACCCCCAGAUCUCGGUGGGUGGGAUGCCCAGAGCUCCUCAGAGCAUCCGCAGGCACCUGCACAACCGGCCGUGCACCGGCCUGACCCGACGUUCCGGGAGCUGCCGGCCCGUCUGGGACUGAGGCGCAGGAGGAACGGGGACGGGUGCCAUGUGGCAGGGACCGGGACAGGGCUCACCCGCUGCAUGUUUACAGGAUUCGCGUGUGCAUCGGGGAAGCACUGGUGUGGGGCUGGCUGCGGUGGGGAGGUAGCUGGAGAGGCUGAGCAGAGGGAGCGGGUUCAAGGGAUGGGAGAUGGAUUACGGCCCUGUGGGUGCCUCUUGGUGGGGAGGGUUUUUUUCCUGUAAAGAUGCACUUCAAGGGAAAUGAAAUUGGGGAUCAGGGUUCCCCUGUCACAUCCAGUGCAAUGCUCCUGCGUGGUGGCUGGGAGCCGGCAUGGUCUGUCAGGGAAGGAGCCUGUGGAAAUCUGUCUCCGAAUAACAUCCCUGCUUGAGUUGGGACAGAGGAGCAGCAGCUUCACUUCUGUCUGUUCUCCUUGAGGCAAGUCAGGACAGGUCUGUGAAAAGGCCAGUUUCCCUUCAGCGAGCAAGAAAGUGGUCUCUCCCCCACCCCAAAUGCUGAGAGCAAAGUCUUCUCUCAGCAGCAGUUGCUCAGAGGUGAGCAAACAGCCUGCUCUGCAGACGGGCACACGCGCAGGGGCUGCCGUAGUGGCCGAGCAGCGUGGCUGGAGCCCAGGCAGCUGCCGGAGGGUGGCCAGGCGCCAGGGAGGCCGUUCCUCGGUGGCUGACACUCCUGAUGCUCCCCCAGGCCAACGGAGAGGCGAUGCUGGAUCUGUGCGCUGCGGAGCGGACAGCUGCUGCCGCAGGGUGUUGGGAGUGUUUCUGGGGGGCAGCUCGGCACCUGGGCGCGGGGAGAAGUUGACCCUGCUUGGAGAAAGAGGUUGAAGUUUGCAGAGGCUCGCAACGCGAGAGGUUAUUGUUUUGCCUUACUUUAGCCAUUGAUGGUGUCUGUGCAGACGUGGUUCGUGCUGAUCCGUUCCCGCUUAUCUCUCUCAGAACAGCAUGGCGCGACGCACACGGAGCAGCAGGGCCUGGCACUUCGUCCUGAGUGGGGUGCGGCGCGAGGCGGACACCCGGGCAGUCGCCUUGGCCACCGGCACGCGUGGUUGGGGCUACGACUCUGACGGGCAGCACAGCGACUCAGAUUCAGAGCCAGAGUUUUCUUCCCUCUCGCCUUCCAUCCCGAGUGCCAUCCCCGUGACCGGAGAGUCCUACUGCAACUGUGAGAACCAGAGUGAAGCGCCAUACUGCUCCAGCCUGCACGCCCUCCACCGCGUCAAGGACUGCCAGUGUGGCGAGGAGGAUGAGUAUUUCGACUGGGUGUGGGAUGACCUGAAUAAGUCGACGGCCACCCUGCUGACCUGUGACAACCGCAAGGUGAACUUCCACAUGGAGUACAGCUGCGGCACUGCCGCCAUCCGUGGGAACAAAGAGCUGGCGGACGGGCAGCACUUCUGGGAGAUCAAGAUGACGUCCCCGGUCUAUGGCACAGACAUGAUGGUGGGAAUCGGGACGUCGGAUGUGAAUCUGGACAAGUACCGCCACACCUUCUGCAGCCUGUUGGGCAAGGACGAGGACAGCUGGGGACUCUCCUACACUGGACUACUGCAUCACAAGGGAGACAAAACAAACUUCUCUUCGAGGUUUGGCCAAGGCUCCAUCAUCGGGGUGCACUUGGACACGUGGCACGGGACGCUCACGUUCUUCAAAAACCGCAAGUGCAUAGGGGUUGCAGCUACGAAGCUGCAGAACAAGAAGUUUUACCCCAUGGUGUGCUCGACGGCGGCCAAGAGCAGCAUGAAGGUGAUCCGCUCCUGCGCCAGCUGCACGUCCCUCCAGUAUCUCUGCUGUUACCGCCUGCGCCAGCUCCUGCCCGACUAUGUGAACACGCUGGAGGUGCUGCCAUUGCCACCGGGACUCAAGCAGGUGCUACACAACAAACUGGGGUGGGUCUUGAGCAUGAACUAUAGCAUGUCGAAGCCUUCCUCCUCCUCCUCGGGAAGCGACUCAGACAGCUCCUGUGGCUCAGAUGCAGAGGCCUGCCAAAGGAAGAGGUGCAGGAGGACAUAACGUCUCUGCAGAUGAACUGCUGUGAGGGAGUUGGGUGGGGUUUUGUUCCGCCGGCCAGGCCUGACGCCUCUUUCUUCACGAGGACUUCCAUUUCUACUCGUUUGCAAAGAUUUCUCUUAUGCUGUUGGAAAUCUUUAGCCCAAACACCCAUCAAAUGCAGUGAAAAGACUUCUCCAAGAGGUCCCAGCUCUGUGAAACAGGUAAACCGCAGCCAAUUAUUUGAGCUCCAUCUCUUGACUUGCUAUCAAAGCCAUCACCUCUCCCUGAAGGAUCCCUCUUCUCUGCGGACUGUCAGCAGAGACAAGAUUUAAGGCGGCCUCUUGAUUUCAAAGCAUGCUAGGCUCUGGUCAGGUAACGGCCUUGACUCAUCAAAAGACAAAAUCACAGACCAGUGUCCCCCUCCCAGCUCCUGUGUGUUGGUUUGGUAUCUGUGAUGAACUCGUCCCGCUGCGGGGCACGAUCGAGCAGCAGCACGUAGGGAAACGGGCUCCCAGAGAUGCCGCUGUUGUGAAAGAGCGGUUACUUGCACGCAGUGAGCUGUUGGUGAUCUUUCUUGAGCCCCCCGAUGACUUUAGUUGCUUUGCAUGUUGGCUCCUGCUGCUUCUUCUGUAUCAAAGACUGUAUUAAACUGUAAUAAUAAAAGUAGAGACUGUC
Molecule: messenger RNA, 2916 nt
Organism: Grus americana (Whooping crane)
Lineage: Eukaryota; Metazoa; Chordata; Aves; Gruiformes; Gruidae
Gene: SPSB3
Product: splA/ryanodine receptor domain and SOCS box containing 3
Exons: 7
Coding region: 1195-2262 (355 amino acids)
Biological process (GO): proteasome-mediated ubiquitin-dependent protein catabolic process
Cellular component (GO): SCF ubiquitin ligase complex
Molecular function (GO): protein binding
Source: RefSeq, a predicted model, not a curated record